AUGAAAACAGUAGACAAUGGUACAGCUGACGUGGAACGAGGGACGACCAGGAACGUGGAACGUGGUUUGCAACACGAUCAACAGUUACGAUCUUGGUCGUCUUACCUCCCUUCGACGUCCGUACAAUUUCGAAACCCCGACUAUGGAAAAGACGCGUGUGUCGCGCCAGACAUCGAGCAGGGGCCGUUCGUGAGAGAUGCAGAGUUCAGGACGGAGCACCGCUUUGAAAGGUCACAAGCUGCAAUGGAUAUUUCGUCUCCGCGACGCCUACCAUCCCUGGUAGAAGCUAUGUAUAAUGACGGAAACAUAACUCCUGGCAUACUACGACCAGAGGAGAACCAUAACAGCUUCGGUCGAUGUCAUCACAAGGACAACCGGUAUCACAACAUCCUAGAUACCGCAUGCCUUGGAGACCUGAGUCGAAGGCCAAGCGAGUCCGACGAACACGAUUUACAGAGUGCUGUCACUCUCGUUGCCUCUCCGACUGCACAAGCACUAUUCGACAAGUACCAGGCACAAUACGCUACUCACCAAGAUUCGACCUCAUCAUGCAGCUCUUUUUCCAGCCAAGCUAGUGACGUGCGUAAUGCUGCCCCAACGAAUAGGUUGAUACGUUACUACACAGAUGGUAACAGUUUCGACGAAGAAAUCCUAACCAAGAGGGUCGACCGCUUCUCAACUGAAAUACAUCCGUGGCCGAUAGGUGAAGAUCAAAAGCAAGCCCACUAUCCCCUAACAGCUCAUCACUUUGAGAAGCUUCGGCAAGGCAGUUUACCGCCACCCUAUCAGCAGACAAAUCGCAAGGCUUCCGAUGCUGCUGCAGGGAAGUACAAACCACACUCGAAGCAGAGUCGUGAUCGUUACCUUCGACAUGCUGCUCAUACACGUGAGAAACAUACCUACCUCCUCAAGCUUUGCAAAGGAUUCCUCCUCUUUGGAAUACAAGCUCAUCGGCUAGAGGAGUACUUGCACAUAACGGCAUUACACCUUGGUAUUGCUGCAGAGUUUCAGUACAUACCACAUUGCAUGCUUAUUAUCCUUACCCAUCCAUACUACGACAGAAGUGAGGUACAUCUUCUGAAAGAGAGCACGGGCUUCGACCUAGGGAAGCUCGAAGAUGUCUACCAAGUUUAUCAUGCCGUUGUCGAGGAGCAGAAGGAUCUGCAAAUCGGUAUCGGAGAACUGGACAACAUCAUGCGAAGGCGAAAGACCUACACCAACGUACUCCUUAUCCUGCUGCAUGGUCUAGCAGCUAUGUGCGCCGGUACAUUCGCGUUUUCAGCUAGACCAGUGGACUUUGCGCCCCUCUACACCUUUGGCUGCCUACUCGCCAUCCUCCAGCUCCUCGUCAUACAGACCCCCAUCCGCAACUCUCACAUCCUCGAAGUCCUCACAUCAAUCAUCGUCACCUUUUCAGCACGUGGUCUCGGCUCAAUCCUUCUCGACAACGGCAGUCCCAUCUUCUGCUUCUCAGGCAUUGUCCAAGGCACCAUAGCCCUCAUCCUCCCCGGUCACAUCAUCCUAGCCGCAACCCACGAGAUCCAAAACCGCCAAGUCCUCUCCGGCACAGUCAAAAUGAUCUACGCCAUCCCAUACACACUAUUCCUCGGCUUCGGCAUCCUGAUAGGCACAACACUAUUCGGCCUCAUCGACCCAAAAGCAACCAGCAAAACAACCUGCGACGUGCCCUGGUACUGGGAUACGCUCCACGACCGCUGGCACGCCACAUACGCGCAAUUCGUAUGGGUCCCGGUCUUCGCCCUCGCCAUCUCAAUCAUGCACCAGGCUAAACCCCAACACCUCCCUGCCAUGGUCUUCAUCGCCACCUGCGGCCACCAAGCAUUCUACUGGUCCCUCUCCCGCUUUGCGCAAAAUCUGCAAUUCGCAGGCUUACUCGCCGCCUUUGCCAGCGGCCUCCUCGCGAACAUCUACGCGUUGUUCGCGAAUUGUCUUGCGGCGACGGUCCUCCUCCCAGCGGUACUGGUCCAUAUCCCCAACGCGCUGGCUGCGAGUGGGAGUCUUGUUGCGGGCGUCAGUACGGCGGAUGCGAUUGUCACGAACACGACUCAAUGGGUUAAUGAUGAUGGGAUGAUCAGGCAGAGGAGAGCGGUGGAUUUGUUGUAUGCGAGGGAUUUCAACGUGAAGGGGUCGAGUGGGUCGACGGGGUUGAUUAUUACGAGCGGGAUUGGGAUGGCUCAGGCGACGAUUGGGAUCGUGGUGGGGUUGUUUUUGAGUGCGUUUGUUGUGUAUCCGUUUAGGAGGCGGAAGGCUGGGGCUCUUGCUUUUUAG
Lithohypha guttulata is the source of this 2289-nucleotide messenger RNA. RefSeq lists its product as uncharacterized. NCBI's taxonomy places the organism in Eukaryota, Fungi, Ascomycota, Eurotiomycetes, Chaetothyriales, Trichomeriaceae. Gene Ontology annotation, biological process: transmembrane transport. The transcript is spliced from 2 exons. Gene Ontology annotation, molecular function: transmembrane transporter activity. The coding region runs from base 1 to 2289 and encodes 762 amino acids. The record is from RefSeq and is a predicted model, not a curated record.